Molecule: messenger RNA, 3280 nt
Organism: Polypterus senegalus (gray bichir)
Lineage: Eukaryota; Metazoa; Chordata; Cladistia; Polypteriformes; Polypteridae
Gene: c16h6orf62
Product: chromosome 16 C6orf62 homolog
Exons: 5
Coding region: 1389-2081 (230 amino acids)
Source: RefSeq, a predicted model, not a curated record
GCUCCGGCCAUUUUGGCUGCUUGUUUGUUCUGCUGAGGUCUCUCGUUCUCCGGCUGGGAAAGAAAGGCGUGUCGUCGGUGGUGAGAAGAGGCAAACAGCGGACAGAAACGUCUUUUACUUCCUUCGUCGUCGACUAUGGGUCCGUUAGGGAGUCUUAACAGCCGUCUGUCUAUCGAAAGGAUGCAGGAUUUCGGGUGGUUUGUAAAUUUAUCUUGACAUGGCUUUCUGGUGGGCGGGGGCUAACGUUUAAGAAAGGCGACCGAGCUCGACACGGAGGAAAAGUGAAAAACAAAACCAAACGAAACAAAAUCCAAACGUCGAAAGUAAAAUAGAGAAUUUAUUCGGAGCGUGCGAUGGUCAGCGAAUAGCUAUGCAAAUCUAAUCGCAGGUCGUCCAGAAAGGCCACGAUGUAACUUUUAUUUAUUUAUUUCUUUCUGUGUUGUUGUCCGCGCGAAUCGGAAGGAGCCACCGACAGAUCGAACGAUCGAGAGCAAGCGAGGCAGCCGAUGAGUCGAAGAGCGUAAUGCAGGCCGCGGUCGCCCUUGUAGGUAGCAGGAGAGAGCCGGUGUAGCCGUCUGCUUCAACAGGCUUUUACUUCGAAGGCCGUCGCCAACACCAUUAUGAUUGGGAUUGCUCGGCUCCCAGUGACGCCGCCGAACUCUACGAUGACCUCGCCGUGUUUUUCCGCUCCCUACGGUGCCAUGCAUGUGUGGUGUGUGUUUCUGCCAGCCUUAGUCUCGGCCCCUCCUUUAAUCACUCGCUCAUAAAAAAAAAUUAAAAAUAAAAACAAAAAAAAAACUAAAAAGUGAAGUCUGUUCAGAAAGCAACAUCGGUCAUGAAUGAGGCUGAGAGAAGACAGACUUUGAGGUGGGUGAAUGAGUGAGUUGAGUGCGUGUGCCUUUUCGUUCAAUAUUCGGUAGCAGUUGUGUAGUAAGGUAUGGCUCUGGCAGCACCUUUUCAGUUCGUGUCAUUAGCGAUCAAAAUGGAAGGAAAAGAAGUUGCACCCUAGCCGGAGCUUUUUCUUAUUUUUUUUUUCUUUAGCAGUUCAAAGAGCUCGUCGUUUUGUUUGGGUCUGUGCUGUGACACCCGAAUGACAUCCUUGCCGGAGUUGUAACCUACAGCUAUAGGGUUAGCACUUAGUAUAAUCGGCAUGAUCUCCUGGGAAGCAAGCGUUUAGAUUUAAAUAGACCUCUAUGAUCCUUUCAUCAAUAGGAAAAAAUGACUUGAGUUUCUAUUAAGAGCAGCCCCAUCUUCAAGUAGGGUAGCACAGGUAGGAUAGGACAGCUUUUUUUUUUGUUCGUUUUUUUUUUUUCCAAUUAAACUGGCCCCCAUUCCAUGUAAAUGCGAUAUAUAGACACAAACAAGCAGGGUGACACCAGUAGUUCACAAUGGGGGACCCAAACUCCCGGAGAAAACAAACUAUGAACCGCCUGCGUGCUCAACUUAGGAAGAAAAAGGAGAGUCUGGCCGAUCAGUUCGACUUUAAGAUGUACAUCGCCUUUGUGUUCAAAGACAAGAAGAAAAAGUCUGCACUUUUUGAAGUGGCUGAAGUGUUACCAGUUAUGACAAAUAAUUAUGAGGAGAAUAUUCUAAAAGGUGUACGGGAUUCAAGCUACUCUUUGGAAAGUUCUUUAGAGCUUCUGCACAAGGAUGUUGUGCAGCUUCAUGCACCUCGCUACCAGUCAAUGCGCAGGGAUGUCAUAGGUUGCACUCAGGAGAUGGACUUCAUUCUUUGGCCUCGAAAUGAUAUAGACAAAAUAGUCUGUCUCCUGUUUUCCAGGUGGAAAGGAUCUGAUGAUGAGCAAUUUAGGCCUGUACAGGCUAAGUUUGAGUUUCAUCAUGGAGAUUAUGAGAAGCAAUUUCUACAUGCACUGAGUCUGAAGGAUAAGGCUGGAAUUGUUAUGAACAACCCUAGCCAAACGGUGUUCCUCUUUAUUGACAAGCAACAUUUGCAGACACCAAAAUCCAAGACCACAGUUUUCAAGUUAUGCAGCAUUUGCCUGUAUUUGCCGCAGGACCAGCUAACCCAUUGGGGGAUGGGAAAUAUUGAGGACCACCUCCGUCCCUACUUGCCAGACUAAGGUCUGGGUCAGCAAAACAGGGAAGAUCCCAGAAAAUGAAACCAGCAGCAUCUGUCUUUUUUUUUUUUUUUUUCUUUUUUACAGCGAUUUUUAGAAGACAAGUGAACUUGUGCUUGGAGCACUCUUUUUUUGUUAAUGAUUUCAUACAUCCUGAAUCUCUUAAUUUGCUUUUUUUUUUUGGUUGCUUUUUUUUUUCUUCAAACCCAUACUUUAUUUCUGAACUUUUUUUUUUUUUUUUAAUACUUUUCAUGUUUCCAGUUUUGCACAAACAUUGUGGUUUGAGGGGUUGCACAUUGCAGUAUCGUGAUGCACAGGAUAUGAGUUAAAAUGAAGGAACUGUAUACAUACAAACCGGAACAAAUGUCUGAUCCUCUGGUGGUCUUUUCAAAUAGAGCUGGUCAUAAACCCCUGACACUCACCGUGUAGUCUAAAAAUCACUAUUGUUACAGGAUGCCAAGUGAAUUUUAGAAUGUCUUUAGACGCGUUAUAGCAUGAGGGGAAUAUGUUGCAAAAAGAAAAUGUAACAUCCAUGUCUUAAUACAGCUAAUAAAACACACAAUGCAGAGAAAAGAGCGCAAUAAAAGGGGAGGGGAAAUCUUCAAUCAAAGAUUCUCAUUUCACUUUUGGCAUUUAUGCCUUUUUUUUGCUGAACCAUUUUUCAGUUUGCUGGUACUUUUUAGGAUUUCAUUCCCUGCGUUGCUGUUAAGCGCUCAAAAGUUUGUUACUUUAGGAUUAUACAAAAAUAAUGCAAGGUAGACCAUAGAAGCAACCUUGUAAUUUCAGCAGCUUGAUAAUGGGCAGUGCAGUUCAUAACUCAUGUGCAGUAAUAUGGUUUUGCUGCAGAACUACGCUUCAUUCAAAAUUGUGUUGAUUGCUUAUGGUCGUGAAAUCUAUUACCAAGAAAGCAAGUUCUAUAAAUUCUAGGUACUAAAAUAUAUACGUUUGUGUGUUUCUUGGGGGUGGAUGGUUAAUUUAGAGAAACAUUUAAUGUACCUAGUCAUUUAAAGGUGGAAGCAAACAAAAUGGCAGUCUAUGUUGAAUUAUAUUUUUAAUAGGCAAAGCUCUUAAAGAGUGUUGUUGUGUUCAAUUAGAUGGUUCUUGAUGACCAGACUUUAAUCAAUAGCAAAUCUAUUUGACAUCUUUUUUUUUUUUUUUUUGAAAAUUGAAAAAUUAAACAAAAUAAAAGGGUGAAAAAGAAA